Molecule: messenger RNA, 1196 nt
Organism: Aspergillus caelatus
Lineage: Eukaryota; Fungi; Ascomycota; Eurotiomycetes; Eurotiales; Aspergillaceae
Product: YggS family pyridoxal phosphate enzyme
Exons: 1
Coding region: 115-966 (283 amino acids)
Cellular component (GO): intracellular anatomical structure
Molecular function (GO): pyridoxal phosphate binding
Source: RefSeq, a predicted model, not a curated record
AGUUCGUUCAGAUCGCUGUACACCAUCCCCCUCCCCCCCCCGGAAACCGGCAUUGUGAAUCUCCGAAUUGGUAGGACCAUCAUAGUUUAAUCCGAUUUUACAAAAGACCCUACAAUGACCUCCCAACCACCACCGCCACAAGGACAACAGCAACAACCGACAGUCAUGCCCGCCUCCCCCGCUCGAACCGCCACUCUUCUUUCCAACCUAGGGUCGGUGACGUCGCGCGUCACCGCAGCCGCGACUAAAGCCGCCACGGAAUCAAGACCCAUCCGGCUCAUCGCCGUUUCUAAGCUCAAGCCCGCCGCCGACGUCCUCGCCCUUCAUCAGCCGCCUGCCUCCCACCUGCACUUCGGCGAAAACUAUCUGCAAGAGCUGCAGGAGAAGUCCAAGCUGCUCCCGCCUACCAUCAAAUGGCAUUUCAUCGGCGGUCUGCAGUCCAAUAAGUGCGUGACGCUGGCACGGGACGUCCGGGGUCUCUGGGCCGUCGAGAGUGUCGAUUCCGAAAAGAAGGCUUCCCUCCUGGAUAAAGGAUGGGGGGAGCGAUCGGAAGAGCUGCGCGCGACUGACCAAGAGUCUCAGUUGCGGGUGUUCGUGCAGGUGAACACCUCCGGGGAGGAGAAUAAGUCCGGGGUCGAUCCUGUUUCCGGUGCGGUGUCGCUCUGUCGCUUUAUCCGAGAGAAGUGUCCACGACUUAAGCUGCAGGGGGUAAUGACGAUUGGGGCUAUUGCAAGGUCGAAGGCGACCACGCCUGAGACGGAGAAUGAGGAUUUUGUGUGCCUGCGGGAGACGCGCGAUCGGAUUGUGCGGGAGUUGGAGCUGGAGGGGGAGGAUGCCCGGUUGGAGUUGAGUAUGGGCAUGAGUGAGGAUUUCGAAGGCGCUAUUGCCUUGGGAAGUGAUGAGGUUCGGGUGGGAACAACCAUCUUUGGGGAGAGACCGCCCAAAGACCAGGCGAAGGUGAUCUAAAUAUGGGUGUAGGAUCUAGGCUGUGUUAUGAGUUACGAACUUGCAUUCAAGAGGGGGGUCCCCGGUAAUCCAGACAUAAAAGCACACAACGAGUCCUUAAAUGGAGCAUCCCACCGGUGUAUAUAAAAGUUCUGUGCGACAGUACAUUGCAGAUGUUAAAUAUAUACCUCUUUAUAUCAGUAUUCAAUAAAUACAAGUCGCUACCUCGCGUUCCUGCCAAGGUGACGAAU